CCAGGAGGGUCCAGAGGAUGAGCUGAUCCGGAACCAGCUGGAGAGAUGGCAGCGUACAACACAGGAGACGCCGUGCUGGUGGAGCUGAGUCCGGACAUACAUAUCUGCGGCUUCUGCAAACAACAGUUCAACAACUUCGACGUGUUUCUGGCCCACAAGCAGACCGGAUGUUCGAUCCCCGCCGGGGCCACCGACCCGUCGGGCCCCAGUGCCGCGGCCCCCCCCACAGAUCCCAGUGCAGAGUUUGUCUUCGAGGAGACGUACCAGACGUGUGUGAUGAGAGGCGUGAAAAAGAUCCUGAGCAAAGCCCAGAAAACACCUUCCAGGAAAUUAAAACCCGCGCUGACUUCAAAGAGACACAGCUGCUGCUUCUCAGGUUGUUCUUUCAAAACUCAGUACGGUCAGAAAGACAUGGAGCGGCAUCUGAAGACCCACACGGGUGAGAAGCCGUUUGAGUGCGAGCUCUGCCACAAGCGCUUCAGCCGGCGGGACAAGCUGAACAUGCACAGCCGGCUGCACACGGGCGAGAAGCCGCACAAGUGCAAACACUGUCCGUACGCCGCGGCCGACAGCAGCAGCCUGAAGAAGCACCUGAGGAUCCACUACGACGAGCGGCCCUUCAAGUGCCAGAUCUGCCCGUACGCCAGCCGCAACUCCAGCCAGCUCACCGUGCACCUGCGCUCGCACACCGGGGACGCACCGUUCCAGUGCCAGCUGUGCGACGCAAAGUUCAAAAUCAACUCCGACCUCAAGAGACACGUCCGGAUCCACUCGGGUGAGAAGCCGUUCAAGUGUGAGUUCUGUGAUUACCGCUGCGCCAUGAAGGGAAACCUCAAGUCUCACAUGCAGAUCAAACACGGCACGGAGAACUCCUUCCGCUGCGAGCUCUGCGACUUCACCUGCGCCAACAAGACGGCGCUGCGCCAGCACCUGAGGGAGCACCAGCCCCUGCAGCCCAUGCAGUGCGCCACGUGCACGUACUCCUGCUCCAGCAAGGGGGCGCUCAAGGUCCACGAGAGGAUCCACUCGGAGGAGCGGCCCUUCAGGUGUGACUUCUGCAACUUUGCCUCCAAGCAGCGCAGCAACCUGGUCAUCCACAAGAAGAAGUUCCACUCCGACAGGCCGGAGAGAGGCAGCGGCCGGGGAGCAGGGAGAAGCGGAGGAGGCGAGUCCCCGAAGCCGAUCGGCUCCCGGUACCGAGCCAAGCUGGACGCCGCCCGGGCGUUCGGCUGCGACGCGUGCCACGCCUCCUUCGUCCGGGAGGACUCGCUGCGGAGCCACAGGAAGCAGCACCGAGACGCUCAGAGCCACGAGCUGCAGAUCCAGCUCUCCGGCCCGGACCCGGUCAGCCUGGUUCCCAUCACGUCCCAGUGCCCCCCCCAGCUGGAGGUCCCGCCCCCGUCGGACCCGAUGGCUCCUUACAGCAACGCACAGCUCAAGAUCCUCGUGUCUCACCCGCUGGGGAACCAGAACCCUGUGAUCCCAGCCGGUGUGGAGCGCCUGGGUAAGACCAGCGUGGUGCUGCUGAGCCCGGAGAACCAGGACAUGGUGGUGAACUCCAUGAUCCAGCAGGUCAACCUUCUGACCCCCAUGCAGCCGCUGGGGGCGUGUCCGACUGCAGAGGCUUCCCUCGGACCCCAGACAGUCCUGUUGACGCAGCUUGGCGCCGACCACACCCACAACCCGCUCCACCAGGCCGGCACAGACCACACCCACAACCCGCUCCACCAGGCCAGCACCAACAACUCGCUCCACCAGGCCGGCACAGACCACGCCCACAACCCGCUCCACCAGGCCAACGCACACAACCCGCUUCACCAGGCCAGCACCAACAACUCGCUCCACCAGGCCGGCGCAGACCACACCCACAACCCGCUCCACCAGGCCGACGCCCACAACCCGCUCCACCAGGCGCUGCUGCAGACGGCCAUCAGCCCUCAGGACGCCAGCAGCACGCAGGCGUUCAUCACCACCUGCUCUGAGCUGGACGGCCUCAACGCCCUGAUCCAGGAGGGCGGCACCGAGGUCACCGUGGUAACGGAGGGGAAAGCCGCCGCGGUGACCACGGCAACGCAACCCGACGUGGCGUGCGGCCCAUCGGAGGACAUGUUGACAGUUAAGGUCGAGGAGAACGCCUUAGCUCCCGAGGAGAGUGCGUUACUGGCGCCGGGUCUGGGCCUGGGCGGACAGGAAGUGGUCGUCCAUGGCGUCCCACUGGUUGUGUCCACGCCGCCACAGCAGAGAACCGUAGAGCCGCUUCCUCCUCACACGCUCUACACAGACUCACACUCGCUGGAGGAGAUCACACAAUGAGCCGAGUGUUUGUUUUCAAAUUAAAAGAUUGUAACGGCAUCAUAAGCUAUUUUCUCUGCCAGUAAGAACUUUAUUUUGAAGGAGACGUUUGUGCGGGACAUCGACUAAUAUCAGUAUUUAGUUUCUAGCGUUUAAUUUAAUUUCUAACCACUGAAAAUAACAACACCUUUAACUUUAUUAUUAAUGCUCUAGUUUCCACAUUGUAGAAUAAUGAAUUGUCGUAGCUCCGGACUAUUUUAACACUGAAAAGCUUUUGAAUAUGAAACUUAAUCAUUCGCACACAUCUUUAGUUUCAUACGCUCUAUUUUUCAGUUGUAUAAAACGUGCAGACAUCACUGCUAAACCUACGAUCAAGUGUAGAAGAAUAAAGUCUGAAAAUAAUGGUCACAACUUGAA
Messenger RNA from Limanda limanda (common dab), 2709 nucleotides. RefSeq names its product zinc finger protein 64 homolog (mouse) (gene zfp64). The transcript has 6 exons. The coding region runs from base 46 to 2313 and encodes 755 amino acids. Gene Ontology annotation, biological process: regulation of DNA-templated transcription. NCBI's taxonomy places the organism in Eukaryota, Metazoa, Chordata, Actinopteri, Pleuronectiformes, Pleuronectidae. Gene Ontology annotation, molecular function: DNA-binding transcription factor activity, RNA polymerase II-specific; RNA polymerase II cis-regulatory region sequence-specific DNA binding. The record is from RefSeq and is a predicted model, not a curated record.